AUGAAGCCGGAAUCCUUCUCGAAGAAAGCAAAGAAGCCCCCCCCAAUCCCCAUAGCCCACGAUAAGAAGCCACACCUCCUCCCUCGUCGUCACGUAGCAUCCUCCUACACCGCACCCGUACCCCCGUACACCGCCCAGAUUCCCUCUCCGGCCGGUGCCUUUUGCGUGUCCGCGCCUGUUUGCAAAUCUCCCACAUACAACAAGGACUAUGAGCCAGCCCCGCGUGGUUACAUCCAAACCAACCCACCCAACAACACGCCAGGGUCCCAAAAGAAGUUGGUGUGCAGCCUGCGUAUGGGUAUGCUACAGCCUACCACGACGGUACCAAUGCCAUCCCGCCAGUGCCAUAUGGCUUCAAGGUACUCCGUGCUCCCUACCGACCUGUUGCGCGUGGGGGGUUGCACGCUGUCCCGGCGCCGGAGGCAGUUUUAUACACUAUUUAACUCCAUCGUUUUGUAUUACUAA
Messenger RNA from Colletotrichum lupini, 465 nucleotides. RefSeq lists its product as uncharacterized. The transcript has a single exon. NCBI's taxonomy places the organism in Eukaryota, Fungi, Ascomycota, Sordariomycetes, Glomerellales, Glomerellaceae. Bases 1 to 465 code for a protein of 154 amino acids. The record is from RefSeq and is a predicted model, not a curated record.